CAGUAGGUUUAGAACAGUGGUAUAGGACUGCACGGGAUUGGUUUCUCCGGGUAGGGUCGGGAGCAGAGGAGCUCAAGAAUGCGUAAGGCAGGUAAACGCUGCAUGGUUUCGUGGUAUAAACAUAAGCAGUCUGAACCCUGUAUAGUGUAUAGUAGAUAUAUUUGACAAAUAAUAAGAACCGGAAUUUAAUCAACAAAUGUCAACGACAUUUCUGCAGUGCCAGCAGUGCCAAUCAAACCAAUUUCAACCAACAUUAUACAUCAACACAGUGACAGUGAUAUUCAUGGCAUAACUCGUAAAAAAAUAAAUUUUUAAUUUGAUAAACAUGAGACUAAAAGUGACUGUGAGAAAAUGGCAAAAUUAUAAUCAAAAUUAGUGAGACUAGAGGGUUGGAAUUCCAGUCAAGUAUGGAGAUGACAGAGCGGAACAAGGAUUUUGUCGGAGUUGAGAAGGACGGGUUCAAUUUCUCUGGGUUAGAAGUAAAUGGUUCCGGAGAAGGGUUUGAUGAAGGAGGAACAAUUCGGAGGAAUGCUGCAGCGCAUCUUAAUCAGAUUGGAGCAGAAAUACAGCUCACAGCUUCUGUCAGUGGAGUAGUUCCUGAUGAUACCUUUACAGUGAGCCAAGCUAUUAGUAGUAUCGGGUUUGGUAGAUUUCAGAUCCUUCUCAGUCUAGCUGUUGGUCUCUGCUGGAUGGCAGAUAGUAUGGAAAUGAUGAUCCUAUCUAUUCUACCCUUGUCUCUGCACUGUGAGUGGGGAAUAGAUCAGUACAGACAAGCCUUCCUGACAACCAUAGUUUUUAUAGGUAUGAUGUUAAGUUCCAUGUUCUGGGGCAAGGUCUCAGAUAGAUUUGGAAGAAAACCAGCUCUCAUCAUUUCUGGGAUAUUUCUUUUUUUCUAUGCUUUUCUUAGCUCCUUCUCUCCGUCCUAUCCAUGGAUAUUAUGUCUCAGAUUUAUGGUUGGUUUCAACAUCGGCUGCGUACCACAGUCUGUGACGCUAUACGCAGAGUUUUUACCCAGCAAGCAGCGUGGAAAAUGCGUAGUUCUUCUGGACUGCUUCUGGGCCCUCGGAGCAUGUUUAGAGGUUUUGCUUGCAAUGUUUAUAAUGCCUUCUCUGGGUUGGAGAUGGUUGCUGGCUAUCUCCUCUCUACCCAGCUUAAUGUUCCUUCUUGCAGCCUCAUGGCUUCCAGAGUCACCAAGAUUUAUGGCUGCGAGCGGUCAGAGUGAGAAAGCUCUAGAAACACUGACUAAAGUAGCAAAUCAAAACGGAAAGUCGAUGCUAUUGGGUCGACUUAUUGUCGACGACGUACACACUUUAAGUCGAGGACGACUGGGAGAUCUUCUGUCGAAAGAGUUGAGAAAAACGACAAUUCUACUCUGGGUUAUAUGGUUAACUGCAUCAUUUGCGUACUACGGUGUUGUGCUGAUGUCGACCGAACUGUUUAAUUCAACCGACCAUCUUUGUUCCAGAACAUUCGAUAAGAAGAUUGAACCGACCUGCUCCGCAGAUUGUCAUCCAUUAAAGAUGUCGGACUACAACCACCUGUUAUGGACUACCCUGGCUGAGUUCCCUGGUAUAGUCGUAUCUUUAAUCCUGAUUGAGAAACUAGGAAGGAAAUACACAAUGGCUCUAGAAUUUCUAGGGUUCACUAUUGUUCUCUGCACCCUUUACUAUUGCGCUGCGGAUAGAACAUCGGUCACGGUCAUCCUGUUCUUUGCCCGGGCACUAGGCAGCGGGUUGUUCCAAACUGCGUAUGUCUACACUCCUGAGGUGUAUCCUACUGUACUGCGGAGUGUAGGGGUGGGAUCCUGUUCUGGGGUGGCAAGGUUGGGAGCCAUGCUUACUCCAUAUAUAGCUCAGGUGCUCUUGCAAAGAUCGUUCCAGGGUGCUGUAUCUGUUUACGUUAUUUCUACUCUGCUUGCAACCCUCUGCUGUUUCUUCCUACCUAUAGAAACUAGAGGACGAGAAAUGAAAGAUCAAAAUCAUUAAUUCAAAUUUUAUCUUCUCUAUUGUGAUAUGUCGUGUUGUGAUGAAAAAACUUAUAUCGAAAAAUUCUGUUUCUUUUAACUUCAUUGUUUGUUUUAUCCGAGUCGUUUACAACAUUAUGUUUAAUCAAAAUUGCUGUGCCCCCCCCGCUUCCCCCAUCCGCUAGGAAAUUGUGAAAUAGGGGGGGGGGGGUAUGGGAACCCCCAAUUUUUGUUUGUGUUCUUCAGUUUUAAAAGUGGAAAAUAAGAUUUCAAGUGGGGCAAAGACCUCUGCCCUCAAUGAUUCGAGGGGAGGGCACUGUCCCUUGCUCCCCCCCCCCUAUUUACGCCCUUGGGCUUUAUUUUGUAAAAAGUGAGAUUAUAAUGAUGACCAUCAAUAUUAAAUGAUAAGUGUUAAAGAACCAAAAUUUAAAAAAUCUCUUCCAUUGUUUUAAACGUUAUACCUAUCCAUGUAUCAAACUAUAAAUACAAUUAUACUAUAUAUUGCUCAAUUAUAUAAUUAAAUAAAAUUUGGUGCUUUAA
Eurytemora carolleeae is the source of this 2503-nucleotide messenger RNA. Its product is annotated as synaptic vesicle 2-related protein. The transcript has 11 exons. Gene Ontology annotation, molecular function: transmembrane transporter activity. Lineage: Eukaryota; Metazoa; Arthropoda; Copepoda; Calanoida; Temoridae. The record is from RefSeq and is a predicted model, not a curated record. Gene Ontology annotation, biological process: transmembrane transport. Gene Ontology annotation, cellular component: membrane. Bases 408 to 1985 code for a protein of 525 amino acids.